CAUGGUGCUUGGUCGUGUGCGCAGGUGUGUGGGACUGCGUUACGUUAGCUAGCCGGAUUGUGCGGAGCCAAAAUGAGCUAGCACAGAAGGACAAUAAAGGUGUCCACGAUUAGAACAAGCUAACUAGUUAGGUAGUUUACUUUCCGUAAGGCCGGGUCACGUUUUUGCCCAAUCACUACACAGCUGAUUCAAAAUAACCAACUCAUCAGGCCGUCAUUGUAAAUAAUAAUUUGUUUUCUGACUUGCCUAGUUAAAUUUAAAAAAAAUCACCACGCUUUGAUUUAUUUAAUGUAACGUUUAUGCUAGGGCAAAAACCUGCACCUAGCGGACGGGGGACCCAGGACCGAGUUUGGGGAAACCCUGACAUAAGUGAGGAAGAGGAUGGUGAGCAGCCAGCCGAAGUACGAGCUGAUCCAGGAGGUAGGGCGUGGCAGCUACGGCGUGGUCUACGAGGCGCUGGUGAAACGCACCGGGGCUCGGAUGGCCGUGAAGAAGAUCCGCUGCCACAGCCCAGAGAAUGUAGAGCUGGCCCUCAGGGAAUUCUGGGCCCUGAGCAGUAUCCAGAGCCAGCACCCCAACGUCAUCCACCUAGAGGAGUGUGUCCUGCAGAGGGAUGACCUGGCUCAGAGGAUGAGCCACGGGUCCUGCUCCCCACUGUACCUAGAGCUGGUGGAGACAUCUCUGAAGGGAGAGAUAACCUUUGACCCGUGCUGUGCAUACUAUCUGUGGUUCGUCAUGGACUUCUGUGACGGAGGAGACAUGAACGCUUACUUGCUGUCCCGUAAACCCAGCCGCAAGACCAACACCAGCUUCAUGCUGCAGUUAGGAAGCGCCCUGGCCUUCCUCCACCGAAACCAGAUCAUCCACCGAGAUCUGAAGCCUGACAACAUCCUCAUCUCCCAGGGAAGGACCUUGGCGGGAACCCCCGAGCCCACCCUGAAGGUGGCAGACUUCGGGCUGUCAAAGGUCUGCUCCACGUCGGGCCUCAACCCUGAGGAACCAGCCUCCGUCAACAAGUGUUUCCUCUCCACAGCGUGCGGCACGGACUUCUACAUGGCUCCAGAGGUGUGGGAGGGCCACUACACGGCUAAAGCAGACAUCUUUGCCCUGGGCAUCAUCAUCUGGGCCAUGGUGGAGCGGAUCACGUUCGUUGACGUGGAGACCCAGAAGGAGCUCCUGGGAAGCUACGUGCAGCAGGGGGAGGAGAUCGUGCCCCUCGGGGAGGCGCUCCUGGAGAACCCCAAGAUGGAGCUGCUGAUCCCGGCCAGGAUGAAGAGCAUGAACGCCGGCAUGAAACAGCUGAUCAGGGAGAUGCUGUCGUUCAACCCUCAGGAGAGGCCUGACGCCUUUGAACUGGAGCUCCGGCUGGUCAGGAUCGCCUGCAGAGAGCUCGACUGGGACACGUGAUAAUUGGGGUGGAUAGGAGGAGAGCGGACCAUGGGACUUGUUCUCACAACGUCAAGCACUUGUAUCUAGUCCUAAUUCACCACUGUUAGCUCUGGUGGCCGAGGCCACACAAUGGGAGUUUGUUUUUCUUUUAAGGGAACAAUUCAAACGUUGCAAAGAUUUUGGCUUUGCAGUUGGAUAUUGGUUCAGAUGUAGGACUACUGGUUAACCUGUUGAUAGCCAGUCUGUAAAAAUGUUAGUUUUGAAUGUUAACAGAGCAAGGCUGUCCAUAAGCACAUUCAGCUGUCUGUCUCUCAGAAGGAGAGGUUUUGCUAGCCACCCCAGUGGUUUAAGCUAACCUGUUAACUUUAGCUCUCUUUAGUUGUUUGCCUACAAAUUCCACCCCAGUCUCGGUGCUAAUAAUCAUACUUCGGAUGCAAUUUAUGAUACAGGGAGACCGCAUCCUGUGUAGAUAUGAUGCAAUUAAAUUCCAAUUUAGACACGCCUCAGUGAUCGUAAACUGUGCACGGCUGGGUUUACCAGUAUUCUGUGACCACACCCUGCUCCUCCCCAUUAACACACACACACACUCUUCCCACUGCUCAGGUAAAAUCGAAGAUAUACUGUUCGUUGGGAUUUGUAGACAACUGGCUGUUUUGAAGAGAGAGAAACAUGACAUAUCACAGGACGGUAUUCUGAGCUGGCCCUGAGCCAACUAUGGGAUCAGGCUAGGUCUUGGUAUGCCAUCCCAGACAUAACCUAGCAUAACCCCCCUGCCCAGUCAUAACCUAGCAUAACCCCCCUGCCCAGUCAUAACCUAUCAUAACCCCCUGCCCAGUCAUAACCUAGCAUAACCCCCUGCCCAGUCAUAAUCUAGCAUAACCCCCCUGCCCAGUCAUAAUCUAGCAUAACCCCCUGCCCAGUCAUAAUCUAGCAUAACCCCCCUGCCCAGUCAUAACCUAGCAUAACCCCCUGCCCAGUCAUAACCUAGCAUAACCCCCUGCCCAGACAUAACCUAGCAUAACCCCCUGCCCAGUCAUAACCUAGCAUAACCCCCCGCCCAGACAUAACCUAGCAUAACCCCCUGCCCAGACAUAACCUAGCAUAACCCCCCUGCCCAGUCAUAACCUAGCAUAACCCCCCGCCCAGUCAUAACCUAGCAUAACCCCCUGCCCAGUCAUAACCUAGCAUAACCCCCUGCCCAGUCAUAACCUAGCAUAACCCCCCUGCCCAGUCAUAACCUAGCAUAACCCCCUGCCCAGACAUAACCUAGCAUAACCCCCUGCCCAGACAUAACCUAGCAUAACCCCCUGCCCAGACAUAACCUAGCAUAACCCCCUGCCCAGACAUAACCUAGCAUAACCCCCUGCCCAGACAUAACCUAGCAUAACCCCCUGCCCAGACAUAACCUAGCAUAACCCCCCUGCCCAGACAUAACCUAGCAUAACCCCCUGCCCAGACAUAACCUAGCAUAAGCCUAGUCAGCCAGUAUCAUAAUUGUCCUGGAAUUUGUCAUGAUUGCCCCAUAAUGAAAAUAAUUUUGGUGUUGUGUUUGGAAUGUGUUUGGAAUGUAAUUAAGUCCAGAGACAGCAAGCUGCUUAUUCAAAACACAUAAAGGAAUGUGUUGUUGCCCCAAACUAACAUUGAUGUAUUUAACUGAAGAGCCAGUGUUCUGCUUGUAUUAUUAAAAUAUAGUGCUUGAAUUUAGACUCCCAACUGAAGGCCAGUGUAGUUCCGAAUGAAACCUGUGUGAACGGAAUGGUUAGGGGUAUGACUUCACUGGCAAUCACUUGAUGAAAAAAAAGCACUUUUAUUUUGUUAUUUUCCUUUUUCAUAACUUACCAUGCUAUUAUCUAUCACCUUGAGAAACAGUGUUUACUAGGGGAAUGGGAGGAUAUUGUCAAACAGCAAACAAGAAGUCUCUCUUACACACACACACACACACACGGUUUAUUGUCAGCACACAGAACGUCUACUUAUGUAUGCAAUGCCUCUCCCCUUCAGAGAGGAGAUUUAGGCAGCACAGCGUACACACAGUUGUCCCUGAGCCCAGAGGAUCUAUAAAAAAAUACAAUUUAGUGUUUUAACCUGAUCUCCUCUCACUGUCAGUUUUCACCUCGGGUUUCCCCAGAACAGACACACACCUCUGUUUCCCUUGGGUCCCGCUGGAUUUAACGGUAAUCCCCUUCUCCACGCUUCCUUCCGACAGACUCAUACUAAGCCUAUUACGUUUGGUGUAGGUGGCAGAGGUAAAGGAAGGAGCUCUCUGUGGACCCAGGCCUAUAGCUUUGCAGGUCAUAAUUUGUGCGCUUCUAACAGUUGUGAAAAUGAAAACGUUAUCAAUAUCGAAAAAACGUAGAUUUAGUGUGUCAUUCAAACAGUGGCAUAAGUUUUAAAAUGUAUUUCAUACGAGCUGGCUGUCGCCAACAUUAACCUGCAUAAUUGCUUUUUUAAAUGUCUUCCAUUGCCAAAAUACUUUUGUCUUUCAUGAUAUUAACAUACUUUAUGCCUUUAUUUUAAUAUCUCCACACACUAGCACCUAGCACUACAUUGUGUGAUUGUUGCGGUGGCCAGGCACAUUUUCAGAGUUUUGGCUUUUGGGUUUUUAUCUCUGCUGUUUUACCCCUACAAUAUUAGCACUGAUUGCCCCUUUAAUAAAAUAUCUAAAGCACAA
Messenger RNA from Salmo salar (Atlantic salmon), 4060 nucleotides. RefSeq names its product serine/threonine-protein kinase pdik1l. Gene Ontology annotation, cellular component: cytoplasm; nucleus. Gene Ontology annotation, biological process: negative regulation of G2/MI transition of meiotic cell cycle; protein phosphorylation. Gene Ontology annotation, molecular function: ATP binding; protein kinase activity. The record is from RefSeq and is a predicted model, not a curated record. Lineage: Eukaryota; Metazoa; Chordata; Actinopteri; Salmoniformes; Salmonidae.